This is a messenger RNA of Vanrija pseudolonga, 492 nucleotides long. RefSeq lists its product as uncharacterized. The record is from RefSeq and is a predicted model, not a curated record. The transcript has a single exon. The coding region runs from base 1 to 492 and encodes 163 amino acids. Lineage: Eukaryota; Fungi; Basidiomycota; Tremellomycetes; Trichosporonales; Trichosporonaceae.
AUGUCCUCCGUCUCCUGGGCUGACCUGCACGACAACGUCCCGAUCCACCGCGACCGCGACGACUUUAGGCUGUGGGAGACCUGUCUGCGGCAGUACUGCUACGGCAAGGGCGUGCUCGCGCACCUCGACGUGAUCAUACCCGAGCCAUUCCGGCGCAACAAGCUUCCGGCGUGGGGCAAGGUGGUGGCGGUUCUGGAGCCGGUGGGCGACCAGAUCGAGGAGAAGCUGUUCCACGCGCUGCGCGCCAAGCACGCGCAGGCGCUGCAUAUCUCCGUCAACGAGUUCAUCGCCGACGGCCGCGUCGUCACUCUCACUCAUGAGGAGCUCGCGGUGUGGGACCGCUGGGCGGAGAAGGAGCGUCUGGCGCGCAUGGCUAUCCUCCGCUCGCUCUCGCCCGAGCUCCAGCGCGACCCCGACCUGCUCGCUCAGCCGACCGCGCGCCACCUCUACAGGAUGAUUGUGAACCGGCACGAGGAGUCUAUAGGAGUAUAA